GGCCCAACUCGUCUGUGGUUGGCUGGGGAACAGGAAGCGUCCCGCCUGGCCUGAAGCCGCCGCCUUGCCCUCACUGCUGUCGCUCCACUUACCGACAAGUGUGUGCGGCUCCUGUGUGAGAGCGGUGCAAUGAUAAAAGCCGCAUAUGCGGUAGGCAAUACACCUCAGACAGAAAAUACCCCAGAAACCCGUUCGGCCCGGUCCACAGCGCGCCUCAGCCCGAUCCACCGUCCGCAGGGGGUCUGAAGAGCCGAUUCAACAAUGUCUUGGUCGUUGUCGGGGGGCGUUGCCAAUGAUGUCACCCGCUACCUGUCAUCAGGGGCGUCACCUACCGACUCCAACUCCGCCUUAACAGCAGCGAGUCAGGCAGACUGGGCGGCCAAGAGGCUGGUGUGGGUGCCAUCGGAAAAGCAUGGCUUUGAGUCGGCCAGUAUUAAAGAGGAGCGAGGUGAUGAGGUGGAGGUGGAGUUGACAGACACACAGAAGUUGGUGACUCUGUCCAGAGAAGAGGUGCAGCGCAUGAACCCCCCACGCUUCAGUAAAGUGGAGGACAUGGCCGACCUCACCUGCCUCAACGAAGCUUCAGUGUUGCACAACUUGAGAGAGAGAUACUACUCUGGUCUAAUAUACACAUAUUCAGGCCUCUUCUGCGUGGUAAUAAACCCGUACAAGAACCUUCCAAUCUACACAGAGUCCAUAGUAGAGAUGUACCGAGGGAAGAAACGCCACGAGAUGCCUCCACACAUUUACGCCAUAUCAGAGGCCGCCUAUAGGAGCAUGCUGCAAGACAGAGAAGAUCAGUCGAUCCUUUGCACUGGAGAGUCUGGAGCAGGGAAAACAGAGAACACGAAAAAGGUGAUCCAGUACUUGGCCCACGUUGCCUCCUCUCAUAAAGGCGGGACAUCGGCACGCUCCAAAGAAAUAAACAUGCAGAGUAUGCAAUAUGGUGAGUUGGAGAGACAGCUGCUGCAGGCCAACCCGAUAUUAGAAGCCUUCGGAAACGCAAAGACUGUGAAAAAUGACAACUCAUCAAGAUUUGGCAAGUUCAUCCGAAUUAACUUUGACGUGGCUGGAUACAUUGUUGGUGCCAAUAUUGAGACCUACCUCUUAGAAAAGUCCCGAGCCACACGUCAGGCCAAGGACGAACGAACUUUCCAUAUCUUCUACCAGAUGCUUUGUGGGACAUCAGCGGAAACGAGAGCCGACUUGCUCUUGGGGACUGCAGACGAGUACCGCUUCCUCAGCCACGGUUCGGUCCCGGUUCCAGGUCAAAGCGACUCGGAAAACUUCACUCAGACCAUGGACUCGAUGGCCAUCAUGGGAUUCACACCCGAAGAGUCUGUGUCCAUGUUAAAGGUCAUCUCUGCCGUGCUUCAGUUUGGGAAUAUCACUUUCAAUAAAGAGAAGCACCACGAUCAGGCUUCGAUGCCCGACAACACGGCCGCUCAGAAACUCUGCCACCUGCUGGGCAUCAACGUCCUGGAGUUCUCCCGCGCCAUCCUCACCCCGAGAAUCAAAGUGGGACGGGAGUAUGUGCAGAAGGCCCAGACCAAAGAACAGGCUGACUUUGCAGUGGAGGCUCUGGCUAAAGCGACAUACGAGCGUCUGUUCCGAUGGCUCGUGCACAGGAUCAACAGAGCUCUGGACCGAAGGCAGAGACAAGGAGCCUCCUUCAUCGGGAUCCUCGAUAUCGCCGGAUUUGAAAUAUUCCAGCUGAACUCGUUUGAGCAGCUGUGCAUAAACUACACCAAUGAGAAGCUACAGCAGCUGUUCAACCACACCAUGUUCAUCCUGGAGCAGGAGGAGUACCAGAGGGAGGGCAUCGAGUGGAAUUUCAUUGACUUUGGCCUGGAUCUGCAGCCCUGCAUAGACCUCAUAGAGAGACCGAAUAACCCGCCUGGCGUCCUCGCGCUCCUGGAUGAAGAGUGCUGGUUUCCCCGGGCAACAGACCGCUCGUUUGUGGAGAAACUCACAGGAGAGCAGGGCAGCCAUCCCAAAUUCUUCAAAUCAAAACAACCGCGCGGAGAGGCCGACUUCUCCAUCAUCCACUACGCUGGGAAGGUCGACUAUAAAGCAAACGAAUGGUUAAUAAAGAACAUGGAUCCAUUAAACGACAACGUGGCGUCUCUUCUCCAUCAGUCGUCAGAUCAUUUUGUGUCUGAGCUCUGGAAGGAAGUGGACAGGAUCAUAGGUCUAGACCAGGUCUCCACAGGGGAGAGCAGUGGUCCGGUGCCGUUCGGAGCAGCCGGAUUAAAAACCAAAAAGGGAAUGUUCAGGACCGUGGGGCAGCUGUACAAAGAGUCCCUCACCAAACUCAUGGCCACUCUGAAGAACACCAACCCCAACUUCCUCCGCUGCAUCAUCCCCAACCACGAGAAGAAGGCUGGAAAGCUUGCUCCACACCUGGUUUUGGAUCAGCUUCGGUGCAAUGGUGUCCUGGAAGGUAUUCGGAUCUGCAGACAAGGAUUUCCAAAUCGCAUCCCGUUCCAGGAGUUCAGACAGAGAUAUGAGAUCCUAACACCUAAUGCUAUUCCUCGCACCUUUAUGGACGGGAAGCAAGCGUCAGAACUGAUGAUAAGGGCUUUGGAGCUGGACAAAAACCUGUUCAGAGUGGGGCAGAGUAAAGUCUUCUUCAGAGCUGGAGUUUUGGCUCAUCUGGAAGAAGAGCGAGACCUAAAGAUAACAGACACCAUCAUCCGCUUCCAGAGCGCUGCCAGGGGAUACCUCGCCCGCAAAGCUUUCACAAGAAAGCAGCAGCAGCUGGGUGCUCUGCGGGUGAUGCAGAGGAACUGCGCCGCGUAUCUCAAACUCAGGAACUGGCAGUGGUGGCGCCUGUUUACAAAGGUGAAGCCGCUGCUGCAGGUGACGCGACGGGACGAAGAGAUCCAGGUACGAGAGGCAGAGCUUCAAAAAGCCAAAGACAAACUGACGAGAGCGGAGCAGGACUACGUCGAGCUGGACCAGAAACAUGCUCAGCUGAUGGAGGAGAAAGCCUUAUUGGCAGACCAGCUCCAGGCCGAAGCAGAGCUGUUUGCGGAGGCGGAGGAAAUGAGAGCCCGAUUAGCUAACAGGAAACAGGAGCUGGAGGAGGUGCUGAAUGAACUGGAAACCCGACUGGUGGAGGAGGAGGAGAGAGGAGUGCAGCUGACCAACGAGAAGAAGAAGAUGCAGCAGAGUAUACAGGACCUGGAGGAGCAGUUGGAGGAGGAGGAAACCUCCCGACAGCGCCUCCUGCUGGAGAAGGUCACGCUGGAGACCAAAGUCAAAAGCCUGGAGACCGACCUGAUGAGCGCAGUGGAACAUAGAGAUCGAUUUAGCAAGGAGAAGAAACAGUUGGAGGAUCGUCUGAAUGAAGUGACAGACCAGUUAACGGAAGAGGAGGAGAAAUCCAAAAGUCUGACGAAACUCAAGAACAAACAAGAGGCCGUCAUCGCUGAUCUGGAGGAGCGUCUAAAGCGCGAGGAGCAGGGCCGUCAGGAGCAGGAGAAGUGGAGGAGGAGGAUGGAGACUGAGUCGGUGGAGGCUCAGGAGCAGCUGUCGGACUUGGGCAUGGUCACAGCCGAGCUCAAGGGCAGUCUGAGUCAGAAAGAGAAAGACAUCACCACUCUACAGGGACGUCUGGAGGAGGAGGGGGCGCGCCGUGCUGAGGCUCAGAGAUCCCUGAGAGAGGCCAUGUCUCAAGUGUCAGAGCUGAAGGAGGAGGUGGAGAACGAACGAGGGAUGAGAGAACGAGCGGAGAAACAGAGACGAGACCUGAGCGAGGAACUGGAGGCUCUGAGGACUGAGCUGGAGGACACGCUGGACACUACUGCAGCACAGCAAGAGCUCAGGUCUCGUCGAGAGGCUGAACUUGGUGACCUCCAGCGCUGUGUAGAAGAAGAGACUCGACGCCACGAGGCUCAGCUCUCUGAGAUCAGGGUCAAACACAGCUCCGCCAUCGACAAUCUGCAGGAACAACUGGACAACACCAAGAGGGCUCGGCAGUCUCUGGAAAAAGCCAAGUCCGUUUUGGAGGAGGAGCGGCAGAGUUUGACAGAUGAAAUCAGAGGUCUCCAGGCGAGUCGAAUGGAGAGUGAGAGAGGACGGAAACGCGCAGAAAACCAACUUCAGGAGCUCACAGCACGACUGACACAAGCUGACAGAGAGAAGGAGGAGAGGGAGGAGCGUAUGCACAAGCUACAGUGUGAAAUCGAGUCUCUCUCAGGAAACCUCUCCUCUUCUGAUACAAAAACUUUGCGUCUCUCUAAAGAAGUCACCAGCUUGGAAAACCAGCUACACGAUAUACAGGAACUGCUCGGGGAGGAGACUCGACAGAAGUUGGCUUUGGGGACAAGGGUUCGCGCUCUGGAGGAUGAGAAGAAUGGACUGAUGGAGAGAGUGGAGGAAGAGGAGGAGAGAGCCAAAGAUUUGAACAAACAGAUACAGACACUGACUCAACAGUUAGCAGAGCUCCGUAAACAGACAGAGGAAGUGAACACAGCGGUGGAAUCGGGAGAGGAAGCGCGCAGGAAACUUCAGCGCGAAUUGGACAGCGCCCUCCAGAGGGAGAAGCAGAAAGAGGAGGAGAAAGAACGAGUGGAGCGACAGAGGGAGAGACUGAGAGAAGAGAUAGAGGACAUGACCCUGGCCUUACAGAGAGAGAGACAAAACUGCACUGCGCUUGAGAAGAGGCAGAAGAAGUUUGAUCAGUGCCUGGCAGAGGAGAAAGCCGUGAGUGCCCGUUUGGCCGAGGAGCGAGACAGAGCAGAGGCCGACAGCCGAGAAAAGGAAACAAAAUAUCUGUCACUUUCAAGAUCUCUGCAGGAGGCCCAGGACCAGAAAGAGGAGCUGGAGCGGAUCAACAAACAGCUGCGAAUGGAAAUGGAGCAACUGGUGAACCAACAGGACGACGUGGGCAAAAACGUGCAUGAGUUGGAGCGUGCGCGGAGGGCCCUGGACACGGAGGCCCAGAGCCUGAGGCUCCAGACUCAGGAGCUGGAGGAGGAGCUGACGGAGGCCGAGAACUCACGACUCCGACUGGAGGUCACUCUGCAGGCGCUGAAAGCUCAGUUUGAACGAGAGCUCAGCACCAGCGAAGAGAAGGGAGAGGAGAAGAGGAGAGCGCUCAGCAAACAGGUGCGUGAGUUGGAGAUUCAGUUGGAGGAGGAGCGGAGUCAGCGCUCUCAGGCCGUCACCUCCAAGAAACAGCUGGACGCAGAGCUUCAGGACCUGGAGUCUCAGGUGGAAACAGCCAACAGAGGCAAAGAGGAGGCCAUGAAGCAGCUACGCAGGCUACAGGCUCAACUAAAGGAUAUUUAUCGGGAGCUGGACGAGGCCAAAAUAACAAAAGAAGAAGUGAUGACCCUUUCCAAAGAGAGCGAGAAAAAGAUCCAGGGUCUGGAGGCUGAAGUCCUGCAGCUCACUGAGGAGCUGGCUGUAUCAGAGAGGCAGAAGAGACAGGCUCAGCAGGAGAGAGACGAGCUGGCAGAUGAAAUGAUGAACAGCACCACAGGAAAGUCGGCCUUGGGUGAAGAGAAGCGUCGUCUGGAGGCUCGGGUGACUCAGCUGGAGGAGGAGCUGGAGGAGGAGCAGACAAACUCGGAGCUGAUAUCUGAGCGUCACAGGAAGCUGGCUCUGCAGGUGGAGACUCUGACGGUGCAGCUUCAGGGAGAGCGCACACUGGCCCAGAAGGCGGAGGCAGCCCGGGACCAGCUCGAGAGGCAAAACAAAGAGCUCAAAGCCAGACUGGGAGACAUGGAGGGGGCCGUGAGGGGCAAGCACAGGCUCAACGUCGCCGCUCUAGAGGCCAAGGUGGAGUCGCUGGAGGAGCAGCUUGAACAAGAGCAACAGGAGCGUACCAUUGCAAACAAAUUGGUGAGAAAGACAGAAAAGAAACUAAAGGAGGUCAUGAUGCAGGCUGAAGACGAAAGGAGACACGCCGACCAGUAUAGAGAGCAGCUGGACAAAUCGAUGGUGCGUUUGAAGCAGCUGAAGAGGCAGUUGGAGGAGGUGGAGGAGGAGAACUCGCGCUCAAACGCUCAGAAGAGAAAACUGCAGAGGGAACUGGAGGAGCUUAACGACAGCAGCCAGACCAAGAACCGAGAGAUCUCGUCCCUUCGUAACCAGCUCAGCGUCCCUGAAUGGCGUGCAGCUUUACCUCUGACUGUGCGUGGGCGGAGAAAUUUGGUGGAUUCACUGGAAAACUCAGAUUCUGAGGAGCCUCCAGCCUCGCCCUCGUCUGGAAUCCCAGGGACCCCCACCCCCUCCUCCGAGAACAGCCUGGACCCCCCUGCCUCCUUCAGCAUCAACUCAGAGUGACGCCCCCUAAUGCCAAACACAGGAAUCGCAACGCAUGACCUGGCCUCUCGCCUCCAGUACUCAGGGGUCAAUGAGCUACAUGCACACUGCAACUAAUGUCUAAAUUAAUUAAAAUUAUUUGAAUUCAGAAUAUUAAUUUCAAUUACUACGAUUAUUCGAUUUUUUCAUUGCAUUUGUUACUGGUUUCUCAAUACAAUAUAGCUUAAAAUAUCAAAAUAAAUCUUUAUAUUGGUAAGUAAAAAUAUCUUACCUCAUCAGUGGGUUUCAGAAUUAUAAAAGAUCUGAACUGUUGCCAUAGCGAUUAAAUAUCUAAAACAAAAUAGUACAUCUUUUGAAUGAUGAAAAGUCCUCAAAAUGUCCCCUACACCCAACAGGAAGCUGAAACCCAGAAUUGGCAAAUAAUUUGGCAUGAAAUAAGAAGAAAUGAGUUAAAACCAGUCAGUUCAAAUGAAAUAAAUAUUAACAUGUCCAAACAAAUUAAAUGAAUUCAAGUCAUUUUAACUAAUCUAGAUGACAUUUUUUGCGGUGCAGUCAGAUACGCACAUCAGACGCUGCAAUAUACAUAACCUCAUCCAGCAACGCUCUUUAGGAUUUUAGACAAAUGUGGAAACCGAGUUAAAAAAAUUGAUUUUUCAAAAGCUACAUUUAUUUGUAUUUUGUAACUGACACAAGGCAACUAACAGCAUUUCUACAGUGAGCUGCUUAUAAGCCUUUCUUAGAGCUGCAUUUCUCAGUAACACGUGGACGAUUUAACCACUUUUCCAUUUUAGCUGUACAGUUUACAUUUGGGGGUAUUUUCAAACCAAGCCAUGUGUGAGAUAAUUAUGCAGAAUUUAAAACACAGGGCUGCUGGAGAGGAAAAGAAUCUAAAACGUCAUAAGACAAUCUGUUCUCAGUUUAGAUUUACAACGGAUAAAAUGUUUAAUUACUUAUAAGACACAUGCGUUAGAUUCUUUAGGCCUUUGCUCUGGUUUAAAUUGAAAUAAAAAAAAAAACUUAGCGCAAUAUCAAGCUAAUUUAAAUGCGUAAGAUAGCAUUAUUUCAAAGUCAUGAUUUAAAGAUCCACUGCGUAACUUUUCUGGCGGAGGGUUUGCGAUGUGCUUGCCUCCAGAAUGUUCCACUGUACGGCCUCUGGAGCCAGUUCCAGGUCAGGUUUGCGUAGAGGCAAGCCUGCUCACAGUAAGAAUACAUGUUUUUCAAGGUAGUCCUUUUAGCAAUAAGAACAUCUGUAAUUUAAAAAAACUGCAGUGCAAAAUAGUGACAUUUCCAUGGAAACACACAUGAGCGGUCACUCUAACAGAAAAGGUACGCAGUGCACCUUUAUUAACCUAUACCAUUCCACACAAAUGCGUUAACAGUAUGCAACAUAUCGCAUUAUUUCCCCAGUUUUCAGACAUAAACUUAACUCGAUUUGUGCUACACAUAGCCUACGACUUUUUAAGGUGGUAUGAGAAGAUUUACAACUAUUCAAAGCUGUUUCUCCUUUACCAAGACUACACUGUUGAGCAUACCACCUUUAUCCUUUCUUGCCACGUGAUAUUUUUGUAAUUUUCCUAUUUACUUGUAAUUUAUCAUCCUAAAACAGCCUUUGUUUUACCAAGCGGUGGGUGUACGGAUGAGAAAAAGGGACUUAGCGUAUUAGUAAAUGUAGGCUAGCUUAGAGUAGCAAAUUCCUUUAGUAGAUUCAGGAAAGGUGUACUCCCCUACAACUUUACUGGUUUAAAAACUAGCAUGACAUUUUUACAUGAUGUUUUAGCAUUAGAUAAAAAGACAAAGAAGGCAUCCAGAAAUGAAUUUUGUAAAAAGAAAAAGCAAAAGUAUGUGUUUUUUUUAUGUGAAUUUAAAGAAUUGCAUCACAUAAACUGAUUUACUCUGCCUUCUUAUAUUUAUUAAAUUCAAAUUGUUUUUAUUUUUGUGUUAUUUCAUGAAAUUAUUUUGACAUAAAUAUCCAGAAUUGUCUUAUGAGGACACGGUUUUGCAUCGGUAAGAAUGUCAUUUUAAAAGUUCAUUCCACCAUUUUAAACUAAACACUAAAUCUCACUACUAAACUGUGUAUAUGGUGUUUUUAUAGCAUUAUCUACUGUUCCAGGUCAUUUUUUGGGGUCGUUUUCGUGCAAAUCUGGAGUUUUCUGGUCAAAACCGCCUAAAUCUAAGAGGCCCCUGCGAUUUCAAGUAGUUGGUGACAUCACACAGCACUACCACGAUUACAGCCAGGUGUUUCUGAUUACAAACACCUGGCUGCAGGGGCGGAGUUUGACAUGCGAAUACCUGUUAGACCAAUCACAUCGCUCCUUAUUCCUCCAGACGAGCCCAGCCCAGUUUAACAGCUGUAUUUGAAAUGUAGAUAUGGGCGGAGUUUAGGUGCUUCGUCCUACUUUAAGAUUGUCAAAUACCACUUUCUGAACAAUUUGCCAGUUCAAACAAGCGUGGUUAAAUAAAAACUAAAUGAUAUACCAAAAAUACACGGUUUAACAAUUGGUGAAAUGUUCUUUUAACUUUAUUCUUGGAACUAAACACAGAUCAAAUCGGUUGAAAGAAUGUUAUAAUGAAUGCUUUAUUUUUAAGUUUAUACACAAUUUUUCGUGGGACAACAAUUAGGAGAUUUUAGCGAUUUUUUUGUGUUUUUUUUUUUUUUUUUAAUGCUUCCUCUUCUGCUUUACUUUCACGUUCAUAUCCAAUGCUGCUGCAGUGAUGCAAAGCUAAAACCACAUCAAACUGCUAUUACUACAUGCUUACAUUGUAUGGGUCUAUAUAUAAUGUACAUUUUAUUUGAUAAGCAGGUUUAUCCUAAUGAUUCACAGGAAAGCGGUAAGCAGUCGGGUCAAGAGUAGCUACUGACGACAUAUAUUUAACGCCCAAUUACGGGUUUUUGAUUUGUUGUUUUUUUCUGUUUGUAUCAUUUUUUUAAGAAUGCAAAAUGAUUUUAUUUGAAGUUGUGUAUUUUUUCUAAGAUUUUCUGCACUUUACACUAGAGUGGGAGCUUCAACUUUAUCUGAAAUGGGCUGACGAAGCGCUAAAGCCAAAUGAGACAAAACUCUUGUCUUUUAAUUGUUGAAUACUGUUAGGUCUAUUGAUGGUGAUGCUGAAACCUCUGCAGGCCUUUUUGUAAAAAUCCAUUGUUUAAACUUAGGGGUGUGCGAUAUGGCAGCAAAAAAUCAACAUCUUCUCGUUGAGUCGAGUUCAUGAUUUCAAUUAGUCUUAGUGCUCUUAGUUUUAGUAGCUUUAUAUAGGCUUUAUAAGGUAACUAAUUGUAUCUGCUUCUUCUGAAAGUCUACAUUAAAGUGCGUGAGGCAGGUUUUCAUGUGUUUUUUUAAUUAUUUCGUGGUUUGGUAGCAUAGAAGUUACAUAUUUCUCAUAGUUUUACAUCAGUGUCAGUUUGUGGGAAAAAAGUACAAAAAUACAGGAAGAGGCAAUGAGUUCAACACAGAAACUUCCAUCCGAAAUGCAGGGACAGUUUAUGUGCAACAUAUCUUUCCAACAGUUUAAACCUUCAUUUAACAAAAUAAAGGUGUUGUUUAUUUGUACCAGUCUGAUCACAACUCAUUUUGGCCCUUGCGUAUGGUACGAUUUGCUCGGUAACAGUUAUGAAAUGACCUCUACCUGUGUCCAACCAGGAAGUAAAAAUAUAAAGCUUGAAAAAAAAAACUACUGAAUCACUAUUGUCUUUCCAAAUUUGCAUAUCAUCACAGGGUUAGAUCACUCUUUGAUUUUAUAUUGUCGUAUCGCCCACUCCUUGUUGAACUGCUGAACAAAAAAAAAAUGUAUUUGUAGCAAGAGAAGUGCCCGAUUCUUCUCAAAGGUGUUAAGUUUCUUUCUAUUUUUGUUAAUGGCUACUGUGGAGAUUGAAGCUUUUGGAACAAAUGUUUUAUUGUUUUGCUUUUAAUGAUGCUGUAACUAUAAUGUGUGAAAGGGGGUAACUUUAAUAUAUGUCGUUGGUUUUGA
Periophthalmus magnuspinnatus is the source of this 10239-nucleotide messenger RNA. It is a transcript of the gene myh14, whose product is annotated as myosin, heavy chain 14, non-muscle. Lineage: Eukaryota; Metazoa; Chordata; Actinopteri; Gobiiformes; Gobiidae. The record is from RefSeq and is a predicted model, not a curated record. Gene Ontology annotation, molecular function: actin filament binding; ATP binding; cytoskeletal motor activity. The transcript has 43 exons. The coding region runs from base 262 to 6297 and encodes 2011 amino acids. Gene Ontology annotation, cellular component: myosin complex.